This is a messenger RNA of Parastagonospora nodorum SN15, 1729 nucleotides long. RefSeq lists its product as hypothetical. The record is from RefSeq and is a predicted model, not a curated record. Gene Ontology annotation, cellular component: membrane. Gene Ontology annotation, biological process: proteolysis. NCBI's taxonomy places the organism in Eukaryota, Fungi, Ascomycota, Dothideomycetes, Pleosporales, Phaeosphaeriaceae. Gene Ontology annotation, molecular function: serine-type endopeptidase activity. The coding region runs from base 1 to 1566 and encodes 521 amino acids. The transcript is spliced from 3 exons.
AUGGCGGCAAACGACUACUACAACACUUCGUACAAUCCGCCACACGCCCGUCCCGACCCUGCACUCCCUCCCCUACCGCACAACCAGGCGCCGUCGCCAUCGCCCUUUGAGGAUGAUAGAUACUACAACACGCAACACUCGUCGGGUGCGCUAGGCGGAUACCCGUCACAUAGCACGUCGUAUGGCGGACAGCAGGACCCGUUUACCGACCAGAAUGCGAUUCCGUUGCAUACGCAGCCGAAGAUGGAUGGUAGUGGCAGGAACAAGCUAGACGACGGCAGUCCGACGCGGUACAAUGCGGAUCCUGAGGCGCUUCCACGGCCGAGCAGGAAGCGCAGCAAGAAGAAGAAGAAGGGCUGGUUUAGUGGGAGGGUUACGUGGGUCGUGUAUAUUUUGACGACGGUGCAGAUUGGAGUUUUUGUGGGGGAAUUGAUUAAGAAUGGCAUGCUCACCGGCUCACCCAUCCAAACUAAGCCAAACUUCAACAUCAUGAUCGGACCUAGCCCCUACGUCCUGAUCAACAUGGGCUCGCGCUUCACCCCCUGCAUGCACAACAUCAACCAAAUCAUCGCAAACAACGUGCAAUCCUGGCCGUGUCCCAACACCACCUCCCUCGACCCGGGAAGCCUCACUUGCUCGCUGUCAGAACUCUGCGGCAACGGCGGCGUCCCAGACCAAUCCGCCGUCACCGACUUCCGCGACCGCUCCCACGAGCCAAACCAGUGGUGGCGCUUCAUCGUGCCCAUCUUCCUGCACGCGGGAAUCAUACAUAUCGGGUUCAACAUGCUGCUCCAACUCACGCUCGGCCGCGACAUGGAGAAGGAAAUCGGGCCCUUGCGCUUCGCUCUCGUGUACUUCAGCGCCGGGAUCUUCGGCUUCGUGCUCGGUGGGAACUACGCCGCCGACGGCCUGAGUUCCGUAGGCGCAUCAGGUAGUCUUUUCGGCAUCCUUGCCCUCACGCUGCUCGAUUUACUAUACACAUGGAGCACCCGAAGGAGUCCGGUUAAAGAUCUACUGUUCCUCCUCCUCGACAUCGCAAUUGCCUUCGUGCUCGGCCUCCUCCCCGGCCUCGACAACUUCUCCCACAUCGGCGGUUUCCUGAUGGGUCUCGUUCUCGGCGUGUGUCUGCUGCAUUCUCCCCAAGCGCUCCGCGAGCGCAUCGGCGUCGACGAACCGCCCUACGCCACCGUGGACACGCAGCCCCUCGCGCCCACCGAUUCCGAAUCAAAACAACAACUCAGCCGCUUCGCCAAAGCGCCUAUCGGCUUCUUCAAAGCCCGCAAGCCGCUGUGGUGGGCGUGGUGGCUUGUCCGCGCCGGCGGGCUGGUGUGUGCGUUUAUUGCGUUUGUCCUGCUGCUCAGGAACUUUUACGAGUGGCGGAAUACGUGUAGCUGGUGUAAGCAUUUGACUUGUUUGCCAAUUACCACGGGCGGCGUCGAUUGGUGCGAUAUGGGCGGCUUGAAUCUGCAGAAUCGCACAACGACAAAUCAGAGUCCCGCGAGGAGGGGGCUUGCGCCGGUGGAUUUGGGCGGGUUUGUAGCGGAAGCGAUGGGCGCGAUGAUGUGAAGAAAGUUGGCUCUAUUCUGGUAAAUGGCCGCAAAAGAGCAUGGGAAGGUUGGAAACAUUGGAAACUGCAAAGACAUAGAUACCAUUGCAUUAUAGCUUGGAGUUUUACUUCACUUCCUUCGGGAGAUUGGAUAAUGAUAUACAUGAUUUAAAUUCACUUGAA